Molecule: messenger RNA, 2655 nt
Organism: Hippocampus zosterae (dwarf seahorse)
Lineage: Eukaryota; Metazoa; Chordata; Actinopteri; Syngnathiformes; Syngnathidae
Product: TLC domain-containing protein 4-B-like
Biological process (GO): lipid homeostasis
Cellular component (GO): membrane; endoplasmic reticulum
Source: RefSeq, a predicted model, not a curated record
CGGAAACCUUCUUCCUGUUUCUUCCCUCCGCAGCGGAGCCGGCGGCCAUGGACCCCUUCAGCCAACUUAUCGUCACCAUCUCGGUGAGCAGCUUCUUCACUUUCCAGUGGCUCUUCCACAAAGUCAGUCGGCUGUCGGCGCGCGUCAGCCCGGGCUUCCUCGGCCUCAGCGACAAGCAGAAGGUCGAAUGGAACUCCAGGACAGUAUCGACUCUUCACGCACUGUUAGUGGGAAUCUUCUGUCUUUAUAUUUUGUUCUUUGAUGCCGCCGUCAACGAAGACCCAGUCUGGGGAGAUCCUACUCUCGUGAAGACUAAUGUUGCUAUCACAACGGGCUACCUCAUAUCUGAUCUGUUGCUAAUAUUUUACUAUUGGAAGGCGAUAGGAGACAAGUUUUUUGUAGUGCACCAUCUGGCAGCGUUGUAUGCUUACUACUAUGUACUGGGCCAAGGCAUGUUGCCUUAUUUUGCUAACUUCCGUCUGCUCGCCGAGUUUUCUACUCCUUGCGUGAACCAGCGCUGGUUCUUUGAGGUUCUAGGUUACCCGAGGACUUCCCGGCCCAACAUGGCGAACGGCGUGGCCAUGGCGGCGGUGUUCUUCAUGGUGCGCGUGGCCAUCAUGCCGCUCUACUACGGCCGCAUGUACGCCGUUUACGGCACGGAGGCCUUUUACCUGCUGCCCCGCGGCGGGCGCCUGGCGUGGAUCUGCUCCAGCAUCUGCUUGGACGUCAUGAACGUGAUGUGGAUGCGCAAGAUCGCCCGAGGCUGCUACAAAGUGCUGCAGUCGGCACGCCGGGCCAAAGAUGGCGCCGCGCCCCAUGAGAACGGGAAAGUCGACUAGGAGCGGGAAGCGGGCGCCGCGUGCUAGCGCGCUAGCUCGUCAGCCAUUAAGAGCCGAGAAUCUAACGAGGAGGAAAGAUUCCAAAAGCUGGGACAGGUAUGAUGGAUCAGCUGACCGCCCGCCGACAAGCCAUGCAAUGACCUCUCGGCAAUACUCUUGCGUUGCCUAUCUUUUAUUCGCAGUAUUUUUAUUUUUUUUCAAGAACUAUUGACCCCUUUGGUGAACAAUGGAGCCCAAACUGAAAGUGUUUACUCCUCUUUUCACACACACAUUCACCGGUUAAGACUAAUACCGGCAGAGAUCCUCAUUGAAGCUCGGUGCCAUCAAGUCCUUAAAGGCUCAGCUUUUUUUUUCUUAUUAUUUUUUCUACUCUCCACGGACACAAAGACAAAGUGAGAAGUGUGACUGAAGCAGUGCUUUUGCUAUUGAAGAGACUCGUUGACAAAGUUGCCCUUUUAAGAGGCGAUUUCAAACGGAUUGAAACACGCCUGUCACCUUGCUUCUUGUUGUUGUUGUUGGUUUUUUGCCAUGCCAUAUAAGGAGCUUGGAGUUUUAUCAUCAACGGAAACGCUGAAAGGGAAACUGACCGUCAGUGCUCUUUUUCCUCUCACGAAUGGGAUUUUAAAGUCAGGUCACAACAAUGUUAAUGAUAAACACAGUCGACAUUGAUUUAUUUGACCUUUUAAACGGGUGAAACUAGAAGCAGGAUUUUUUAAAUUGUUUUUUUACAUCUAUGACUUGAUUGCCCCCCCCCCCCAUUUUUGGGGGGUGGGCACAGUAUUGUGUUGCAAUGUGUUUAAAUCAUCUUUUAAAAGAUUUAAAUUAUUUUCAGUUCACGUUUCACCAACCGUUUCCCAUUAGAAUACAAGCAUUCUUAACUCAUUCACUCCCAAAGACGUUUUUCAACGUCUUUUCAGACUUGGUCUCGAAUUGGCUGGUCCUGAAUGAGUUUAGGGGAAACGACAUCUCUGCCAAAUACACUAUGAUUUUUUUUUUUAAAGCCUCGCAACGUCCAGCUUUUGUUGCCUUGUCUUUUCAGUUUGCCUUGUCUCUUCGAAUGUUCGUAGGCUUGCGGAUAUGUCGUGUUUUAACGGUUGACGAGACCGCCAAGUCGGUGCUUUUUGUGUUCAACGCGCUAGAUUGUGUUCACAGCCGUGCCAAGUUGCAGCGAGGCUCGCGUGCGCAUCCUGUUUGUGAUCGCGUUCACCUCAAGUCCGCCGUGAGUGUAAAAACCUUCACCGAUUGGGAUCUUGGCUUUUCACAUUAUCAAAGGAUGUUCUUGGCGGCGGGGAGAGUCCUAAUUCUAGUCUGUUUUACCCGAGGCGGUCAUAUUCUCGUGUAACGAAAAGUGAGAAAGUGCACAAUGGCGGUCAGAUGUGUGCGCCCGGUCAUAUUGCACUGGAACGGAUUUCCUUCUCUUUUGGCGGUCAUCGACGCACGCGCACCGCCUUGACUUCAUGGCAAACUCCGCACAACGCCGUCGCAAAGCAGCCGUUCAAUGGUUUUCAUGUCCGGCGCAGAACUCAUUAGCAAGGGAAUACUUGAAAAGUCAGCCGCUGUUGACGACGCAUCACAAUGUGGCCAGUGCAAAUAGCAAUCUAGUCUGUGUGGAACUUUCAUGACAUGAUCGGUGGACUAGAGUCAGUCCCAAGUUCGAUAUUGGAUGGAGAAGAGAUGGGAGUGGCUACGGAAGGGGGUGGGGGGGGGCGGCGCUAAAAUGACAUUCUGUGAAUGUGAUGUGAAUUAUGGGAGAAGAGCAAAUGAUCAGCAUGACAUUUUUAUUUGUUCCUUAUAAUAAAUGACAAAUUGAACCGUG